CUGCUGCUUGCGCAAAAAAGAAGAAGAAGUAGACAAAAAAGCGACGAAACGAAACAAGAAACAAAAAGAAGCAGAGAGGCAGCACCAAGCAGUGAAAACGCACGAAAAGUUUCUUAGUUUUUAUUUAGUGUUUAUUUUUUUUUACUAUACUUGUGCUUGUUUGUGCGUUAAUUGCUGGCAAUUUCGUCGAAUAACGGUUAUUGGACAGCUGGCCGCGAGUGUAAACAGAAAGUGCUGCCCUCUCAUAUCGCCCCUCUCGCUCUCCCCCCUCGCACUCGCUCUCGCUCUCGCACAGUCUCACAUCAAUUCGUAAUCUCAAGAAAUUGUUAUCAGAAUUUUUAGACGUAUUCCCCAACCUUGGGUUAAAAAUACACAUAGUAUAUAGGUUAACAUAAUUAAAGCCGUGCUAAUUGAUAAUCUGUAUUGUACAACCGACAUGGCAGCGACGCCAGCGCCAGCAGCGACGCCGGCAGCGACGUCGGCAGCAACGAGUGCAACGAAAAGUCCUGCGAAUCCGAAUCCAUUGUCCUGCGAAGAGGAAACCCUUCUCCGCGGAUUGAACAAACUCCGCACCGAAAACAAACUCACGGACGUCACUCUUAUCGUCGAGGAGCAUCGAUUCAAGGCGCACCGCGUUGUCCUGGCGGCCAGCAGCGAUUACUUUUGCGCCAUGUUCGCCGACUGUGCCAUGAUCGAGUCGCGCAAGGACGAGAUAAAUCUGUACGGGAUUACGGCCCGGGCGAUGGGCUCGAUCAUCGACUAUAUAUACACGUCGCUGUUGGAACUGAACUAUGAUAAUAUCGAGGAGAUCCUGGCGGCAGCCACUCACGUACAGGUGCGCGAGGUGAUCGAGCGAUGUACCCUGUUUCUGGGCACCAAGAUCGAGAUGGAGAACUGCCUGGCCAUUGCUGGCAUGGCCGAUAUCUAUGGGAUUAUGGACUUAUCGGAGCGGGCACACCGCUAUAUAUGCGCCCACUUCGAGGAGUUUGCGACAACGUCGGACUUCAAGGAAAUGAAGGUGGACCAGCUGCGCUUCAUCCUCUCCAGCAACUAUCCCAUCGAUGUGGCCGAACAGGAACUGGUGCGUCUCGUGUGCAGCUAUGCCCUGGAACAGCACCUGGAGGAGAGCGUCCUGGGGGAUCUGCUCAGACUGAUCAACUGGCCACACAUCAGCUACAAGUCACUGGACGAACUGAGGCAUCUGAACUGCUCGCUGGACGAGGGCAAGCAACUGCAACUGCCCACCACCUACUACAAUCGAAUAAAACAGGAGUGCAUGGGGCGACUGCUGAACGGAGUGGCGGUGCCCCUGGAGGAUCAAUCCGCCGGGGUCCAGGGACCCAAGAACAUGCGCGGCAUGGAGCUGUGCCUGCUCAAGAUCGGCGGCUUCGAGUGGAAGGGACUGACCAAUGUGAUAAUGUGCUUCUCGCCAACGAAAAUGAGUUGGUACGAGUUGACCGCCAUACCGCACAUCGAUCAGUUCUACUCAUUCUAUUGCAUUCCAGGCAACUUUGGCACUGCCGUUCUCAACAAUAAACUCUUCAUCGUGGGCGGGGCCUACGAUGUCUGUCUGAAGGAGUACAUCCAUCCGUUUGGCUUCUGCUACUGCCCCCUGAGAAAUACCUGGAUGACCAUUGCCCCCAUUCAAUUGGAUCGCUGUCGUUUCUCCCUCAAUGCGGUGGGCAAACAGCAUCUGUAUGCGGUUGGCGGAAUUCUGGACGACGAUAACUCCGAGGAGGCGCUGCGCAUGAUCUCAAAUGUGGAGCGCUACGACAUUGCCCAGAAUGAGUGGACCUAUAUGCCCAGUCUGCAGGAGAAUCGUAGUCAGCAUGCCGGCGUCGUUGUGGGCGAUAAGCUGUACAUAUCUGGUGGCAUCCAUUUGGCCAACAUUUUGGCGAGCAUGUGGGUCUUCGACACGAAGGCGGAACUCUGGCAGGAGCUGGCCCCGAUGCCCACGCCCUGCUGUGACCACGUCCUGGUGGCCGUCGACAAUCGGAUCUAUGCCUGCGGCGGAUGGCACGAGAGCCUGACGGAAUCGCGGGUUCUGGUGCAGCACAUUUAUGCGUACGACAUUGAGGGCAAUGCGUGGAGUGUGGAGACUCAGAUACCGGCGCCGAAAUUCUACUCCGGCGUGACUGCGAUGGGCCGAACCAUAUUCUUUGUGGGCGGACUCGACUCCACGGAGUCGAUCGAUCGGGCCAGUGCGGAGACUAUGGCCUACGAUCUGGACAGCAAGGAAUGGUGGCGCGAAAAGGACUCGUGGGACUCACCAAAUGAUGUAUGGGAGUCCACAUGUGCGGCCAUUUAUGUGCCCAUGUGCGAUUUCUGAUGGACGAUGAUGAUGAUAAACUAUAGUAAAAAGUCUCCUCCCCGUCACCAUUAUCUCCUCCUCCCCAUCGAAUUUAGCGAUUCUCAUGAUAUUUAUAUAUAGUAUGUGUAGCUAGUAGCGUAGACAUACAUGCGAGAUUUUGUGAUGACUGCACAGUGACAAAAAAUGUGCCAAGCACGGCAACGAGAACUGUUUAGACCGUAUAUGCCUUCAUUUCGCCUUUGAAAGAUGUUGAAGAUUAAUGUUAUAUUAAAUUAUUUAAAUAACUUGUAAUUCAAUUUGUAUAGACCGCAUAUGCCUUCAUUUUGCUUUUGAAUGAUAACAAUUAGUUAAUGUAACACUUGUAAGGCAACCUGUACUUAAAUUGUAUAGACUAAAAUAAGAAAGUUUGUCCUUAGCCCUAGAUUGUCCUUCAACGUCGAAACGACGUGGCAUGAUAACACACAUCUUUGUUUUUUUCUCAACAUUUGACUUGACUAAUUACUUAGUCAAGUUAACCAACAAUCUUCAUUUAAAAAAUCAUUGUUAGUUUUAAUUUUUAAGAUUGCAUACUGCCUAAUUUAUUAUUUUAAAAUGACAUUUGUUGAAUCGACAAAAUUAAGAGGGACCUUCUAGGGCAAAUAAUUGUGUAUAAAGAAUUUAUUCUUCUGUACUUUAGGUCUAUGGCAAUAAAUGAGAAAAUACAAAACAUAAUUAUUUAAA
Drosophila gunungcola (fruit fly) is the source of this 3031-nucleotide messenger RNA. Its product is annotated as kelch-like protein 26. The record is from RefSeq and is a predicted model, not a curated record. The coding region runs from base 437 to 2329 and encodes 630 amino acids. The transcript has 4 exons. Gene Ontology annotation, molecular function: protein binding. Lineage: Eukaryota; Metazoa; Arthropoda; Insecta; Diptera; Drosophilidae.